AUGAUUAAGAAAAUUCCUAUAUUCGACAAAAGAAAUAUAGAAGACGAAAAAAUCAUAAAUCUAAAUACACAAUCACAUCAUCAACUUUUUUGUGAUUAUGCUAACAAGUCACUUGUUAAUUAUAGAAACCAAAUGAAAGAUCAAAUGUUAAAGAAUAAUAAGCAUCCACUUGAAUAUUCAAUUAAUGACUAUGUGUGUCUUGCAAUACCAAGAAUUGACAGAAAUAGUAUUGAUCGAUGUAAAAAGUAUUCAGAUCAAACGUAUAAAUUACAAUGCAAAAAUGGUAUACUUGAUAUUUCUUUUAGCGCAAAUGAACUUAUGCCACUAGGACCUAAUGAAUAUAGAAAACUUGAAAAUUGUCAAAGUGAUAUUAUUAGUGUAAGAGAAGCUGCAAGAAUGCAGUCUACAUCAGCUAUAACUAGGGUCCAAAGCAAUUGUAAGGGAAAAUGUAAAAAAUGUUUGUAA
Messenger RNA from Rhizophagus irregularis DAOM 181602=DAOM 197198, 465 nucleotides. RefSeq lists its product as uncharacterized. Lineage: Eukaryota; Fungi; Glomeromycota; Glomeromycetes; Glomerales; Glomeraceae. The record is from RefSeq and is a predicted model, not a curated record.